AUGGGAGGUCCGGACACCAUCGUCUUCAGCAACAGCGACGGAGCCAAGAAGACGCUGCGGAUGAUGGAGCAGCUGACGGAUCAUCACUAUGAGAUCCUCACGGUUCCGGAAGAAGCCGCUGCAAACUGCAUCUUCAUCAAAGGAGCGAGCAACCGAGACUUUCUGAUCCACCGUCCGCCAGAGGAGGCGCCAGAGAGCACAGCGUGGUUCCAGAAGCUUCCAGACUACACGCUGCUGCCCACGGCCUGCAGCGAAGCCUCCAAACUGGGCGCCUCUCUGUCCUCGCUGUGUCUCCUCCUCAACAGAAAACACUCAUAUUUCUGA
Molecule: messenger RNA, 324 nt
Organism: Knipowitschia caucasica
Lineage: Eukaryota; Metazoa; Chordata; Actinopteri; Gobiiformes; Gobiidae
Source: the annotation of a GenBank genome assembly